AUGCUCCAUGGACGCGGUGCAGGCGGCCCCAAGCCGAAGGGGUGGAUACGUGCCGCCAAGAACGCCUUCCUAACCCACUUUGGUGUGCGCACGGGCGGUGCUCCAGUGGACGCCGCUGCCGACGGCGCCGCCGACCCGCCCGCUGCCGACCCUCCCACCGAGGAGAUCACGAGCAGGAGGAGCAGGCGCUACGACCCGCGGUGGCUCAUCGCGCAGCCGGGCGGCGACCGGUCGGAAGAGCUGCAGCUGCGGCUCGGCUUUCGAGCACGACGCUCGGUGACGCGGGGCGCUCUCGGCGGCCGCAACUUUGAGUUUUGGCUCGAGGUGCUGCAAACGCCCGACAUCGCGCUCAACGGCGGCCCUCUUUGGGCGGGGGGCCAAGCCGGCAGCCAAGGGGUCCGCACAGCGCAAGCCAGCAGCCAAGCCAGCGGCCAUGUCGAAGCGUCAGCGACGGAAGUGAUCUGCUGGGGCUCCGCCCCAGACCCCGAGUUAGGCGCUGUCGGCGGCCAGAGGCCGAGUUACGUCUACAGGCAAAAGUCGCUCGCUGCCGUCUGA
This is a messenger RNA of Emiliania huxleyi CCMP1516, 555 nucleotides long. RefSeq lists its product as hypothetical. NCBI's taxonomy places the organism in Eukaryota, Haptophyta, Isochrysidales, Noelaerhabdaceae. The transcript has 4 exons. The record is from RefSeq and is a predicted model, not a curated record. Bases 1 to 555 code for a protein of 184 amino acids.